AUGGCCCUUAAGUCAUUUGCCAUGCACAUGAUAGGGAUUAUUAUAGAGCAACGUACACUUACCCUACACCAAAUAGAGGAAGAUAUUAAAGAUAUCCAGAUGAAACUUGCGCCCUUCUUAGAAAUGGAAGAGUUCAAGAAUCUUAUGGAUAAA
Molecule: messenger RNA, 153 nt
Organism: Pelobates cultripes (western spadefoot toad)
Lineage: Eukaryota; Metazoa; Chordata; Amphibia; Anura; Pelobatidae
Source: the annotation of a GenBank genome assembly